Polyodon spathula (Mississippi paddlefish) is the source of this 2515-nucleotide messenger RNA. RefSeq names its product tubulin epsilon and delta complex protein 2-like. The record is from RefSeq and is a predicted model, not a curated record. Bases 341 to 1729 code for a protein of 462 amino acids. NCBI's taxonomy places the organism in Eukaryota, Metazoa, Chordata, Actinopteri, Acipenseriformes, Polyodontidae. The transcript is spliced from 10 exons.
AAGGCGUAGUUGAGCGUAGGGUCCUGGCAGCCUCGUUACAAAAACACAUUCCAAUGUUAAAUAUAUAGUUUAUAGUUACAGAAUACAUACACAGUAUCGUUAGAAAUACUGUUCGGAUGGGGGUUUUUUUUGACAUUUUCUAAAAGCUGAACUUAGUUUAACUAUCGCUGUUGUUCAGUUUGAACAGGCAGCGUUUAUGACCUGAGUUGUUCUGCCUUCAUAAAUCGAGGCGGGACUUUGCAAACAGAAGACGAGCCGGCGCAAGAUUAUUUAGACGGUUUUCAGUGUAAGAAAUCUUUCCUGUUAAUGUUUUAAAAAAAAAAAACUAUAUUAUUACACAAUGCUGUCACCAGAGAGGUCGCUGUGCAUGCUGAACCGUGCAAUCGAGUGGUGUACGAGGGAAGAGCGGGGGAUACAGGAGAGCAUUGAUCACUGCAGGCAGCUGCUCCAGCCGAGGAGAAAGGAGACACAGGAAAUCUCUAAGGAAGAUUCAAAACCCGUCGCCAAAGAAGAGCCUGGCCCCCUCCCGGAGGAGAGGCAGGAGGUGGAGUUACUGGAGCGCGUCCUGGAAAAAGCCCUGCGGAUCCGGAGCACAGCCCUCAUUGAGGACCCUGCGGUGCUCGGGAAGGGGAGCCACGAGAAGGAUUGGGGUGCGACUGACUGCACCAGCUACCGUGACACCCAGCGAGCCACGAAGACAAAGAUCUGCAGCGGGGUGCCACAGGAGAGCAGGAAAACAGCAGCCACUAAAGCAGGGCCACAGCGGCUCUUGGGGACGGAGACUAAAGGGGCCAAGCAUCCCGCCACUCGGUCUGCCAGAACGCAGCAGGAGGCGGGGGAAAGCUCUCUGAAAGGGGCGCCCGUGUCCCGCAAGGUCAAGCAGCCCUCUGCGGCAAGCGGCAAGAGACAGCAGUACGGACCCAGCUCUGCACCAGUCUCGUCUUUCCAGCAGGAGUCUGUCAGGAAUCGGGAGCGUUCGGAGGAGAAGCGGGACGCUGCGUCCGGUGGGGAGGAGAGGAGAGCAUUCUCACUCAGAGAGGAUGGAAACACUUUACAGCUUCCCCUGGGCUGGAGAAAGCAGUGCCUGAAACACUCUAGGCUGUGGGACAAGGUCUCUCUUUCCCAAACCAACCCCGGAGUGGAGAGAACGCGUUUUAUUGAGAGACUCCAGAGCAGUUUUCACUCUGAGCUCCCAGCUUGCAGUCCUGCAGAUGUCGGUGAUGAGAUUCUAAAGCUCCAGGGGUCGUGCUCUGCUCUCAGGCGUGGCUUUGUGAAUGAGCAGCAAGCGCAACGCACAGCUUCUGCGAGCUGGGAAAGGGAUUAUGAGAGUAUGCUGACAAUAGAGGCCUUGCAAGAGACCGUAUCAAAACUGCUUUACCAGACCAAAGAGUUAAAGGAAGCGGUGGAGGCAUGGGAGGACGUGUUUCCGGGCGGUUGCUGUUCGCCGGGGACGGGAAGCCUCAGGGGAAAGACAAUAAGUGAUACUCCAGUCCUGCGUUACUCUGGUGUACAGGAACUGAAAGAGCUGGAGAUGCUGAAACACAGCGUGAACGUCCUGCAGCAGCAGAUCGAGAUUCACAAGGUGAUGUCUGAGGAGCUGACCCCCUGGUUUCCCCCCAUGUUGUCCUCGGGACGUCCCGACCCGGCUCUGACACGCGGGCUGUACUCUCUGCUGGGUGAGGGCGGGCAGCAGUUCCCUGCCUUGGUUCUAGACAAUGUGCCUGACUAGAAAAAAAAAAAAAAAAACAACACUGUUGCCUUGCUUAGCGUGCAGCACAUCCAGCGAGACAGAACUGGAAUCGGGGCACUGCUCUGCAUUAAACCCUAAAAACAUCCCUCCAAUAAUUAUUUAAUAUUAUAAAAUAUUUAUUUAAAAAUAACAUUUGUAGUUUUUUUUUUUUUUCUUAUAAGUUCCGGCUCUGAUGCAACAGGCUGUGCUCCAAUGAAUACCAGUGACCUGUGCCUUUCCAAACUGUACGUUAACAUAUUCUGUUGAAUUUUAGUUGAAAAGUUCAUUGCCUGCCACUGCAGUACAAUUUGAAUGUUGAGUUUUAUCUGCAGAGGGCGCUCAAACCCCACUAAAUAACCUGAAGAGCUACCUCAGCUCAUGCACUGUAUUCACAGUUGCUUGACUGUCACAAGGGAGGAGACCUGAACCUACUAUUGCAUUAUGUGUAGCUCCUAGGCGGUGUGGGUGCUUUGGGUCGGUUCAGUGUGGUGUAGUGGUCAGAUUGAUCACUGUGAACUGCACUCUACAGGGACAGACCUGUGUCUGCUCUCUGCAGUAGAGAGAGUGGCUCUAAGUAAUACCCUGUCUGGUAAAGCCUCCUGCAAGGAUUAAAACCCAUCAUUCUUGAGCCAUUUUCAGUGUGAAUAAAUGAGCAAUUUCUAAAAGGGCAACAAGAUCAAUGAGUAGCGGAGCACCAUCAGAAAGCGCUUUAAAAGAUAUGAGACUAGGGUGUGUGAACCAUGCAUCAUCUUGCAGAGUCACUUACAACGUCUCACCCAAAAGACG